AAUUACGCACAUUUUCUGGACUUCUGGGUUGGGUUGGGGAGAGCUGAAAAGAUAGGAACUUUCAGCUCCUCAUCUCAUCACACCUGACACCUCAUUCAACAUCUCUUAUCUUUUCCUUCUAAAGUAAUACAUAAACCAUAUAGAGAGACGUAUAUAGUGAUACGAUACCCAUUAUUCAACGAUCCAAGAUUCUCCCUUUCCCACAUUUCCCUUUAAAUUUCUGUCUGUCUGUGUGAUCCGUUCAUUUCCAAGAACGAUUAUGUCGGUUCCUGAUUCUGAUUUUCCGGAUGGAUUGCUGCUCCCUAACAAUUCUUUUGUCAAGGAACGGGAGAAGAUCAUCAUAGACACGGAUCCUGGAAUUGAUGAUGCUAUGGCAAUACUAAUGGCAUUCCAAACACCACAUUUGGAGGUAUUAGGAUUGACAACAGUGUUUGGUAAUGUUAAGACACAAGAUGCUACACGGAAUGCAUUACUUCUGUGUGAGAUCGCAGGAUGUCCUGGCGUUCCUGUUGCAGAGGGUAGCUACGAACCACUGAAGAGGGGACAUCCACGUAUUGCAGAUUUUGUACAUGGUUCAGAUGGAUUGGGUAACACAGAUUUACCUCCUCCAAAGUCCAAGAAAAUUGAGAAGACUGCAUCUGAAUUUCUGGUUGAUAAAGUUUCUGAGUACCCUGGUGAAGUAACUAUACUUGCUCUAGGACCUCUCACAAACUUGGCUUUGGCUGUCAAGAGGGAUUCAACCUUUGCAAGCAAGGUGAAGAGAGUGGUAAUCCUUGGUGGUGCUUUCUUUGCUUUAGGAAAUGUUAAUCCUGCUGCCGAAGCCAAUAUCUUUGGGGACCCAGAAGCUGCAGAUGUUGUGUUCACUUCUGGUGCAAAUAUUGAUGUUGUUGGCAUCAACAUUACAACACAAGUCAAAUUGACGGAUUCUGACCUUGAUAGUCUGAGGCAAUCUAAAGGAAGAUAUGCUCAAUUCAUAUGUGAUGCAUGCAAAUUCUACCGAGAUUGGCAUGUGAUGUCCGAUGGUGUUUAUGGAAUUUUCCUUCAUGAUCCUGUCAGUUUCGUGGCACUAGUCCGACCUGAUCUCUUUUCAUUUAAGAAAGGGGUUGUGAGAGUUGAAACACAGGGCAUUUGCGUAGGCCACACGCUUAUGGACCAAGGCCUAAAAAAAUGGAAUUCAAGCAACCCGUGGUCAGGCUAUUCCCCGAUUUCAGUUGCGUGGACAGUCGACGUGGAUGAAGUCGUGAAUUAUGUGAAGAAUAUGCUAAUGAAACCAUGAGAUUUUCAUUCUCUUUUCUUCAAGGAAAAUCCCACUCUCAACAUUUCAUUUCUUGAAAACCAAAGUGAAUUAUCUGCAAUUCUACAAGUUUCUUUUAUGGCAGUUUGUGAGAAACAUUGUCCAGAAUAUGGUUUUAACUUUGUUGUUCACGUUAACGACAUCAACUGCCAAUUGACAUCUAUAAAGCUUUUUCAAUCAUUUUUUU
Molecule: messenger RNA, 1481 nt
Organism: Ipomoea nil (Japanese morning glory)
Lineage: Eukaryota; Viridiplantae; Streptophyta; Magnoliopsida; Solanales; Convolvulaceae
Product: uridine nucleosidase 1-like
Exons: 9
Coding region: 260-1276 (338 amino acids)
Biological process (GO): purine nucleoside catabolic process
Cellular component (GO): cytosol
Molecular function (GO): purine nucleosidase activity
Source: RefSeq, a predicted model, not a curated record